Sebastes umbrosus (honeycomb rockfish) is the source of this 6855-nucleotide messenger RNA. It is a transcript of the gene ahdc1, whose product is annotated as AT hook, DNA binding motif, containing 1. The transcript has 7 exons. Lineage: Eukaryota; Metazoa; Chordata; Actinopteri; Perciformes; Sebastidae. The record is from RefSeq and is a predicted model, not a curated record. The coding region runs from base 943 to 5556 and encodes 1537 amino acids.
GGCCAGCUACGGGUACCCGGAUGCUUUUGACAGCCAGGCACGUUGGAGAGGCACACAGUGGAGACUGGGGCGCACGAGAGAGACAGAAGAGAGCUGGAAUUGCAGAGGCAGAGACGCACGGGCGCAUGGUCGAUUUCUGUCUCCCGCAUACUGCUGGAGUCCCGCGCCUUGUCACCAUAAAACGGACAUGUCAACACCUUAAUCAGGAACAAGACUGUGAACCAACGAAUUGAAUUGAGUGAAUUAUUUUUUUUGUCUCCUUCUUUUGUGCAUUUUGCUUUCCCCAUCUUUGUGGGUGCAGAUAUUGUGGAGGAGCGGUUUUUCCAUUGGUGGCAGGAGGAGACAAGGUUUACAUUUGGUGUGGGAGGUUCUGUCUCCAUCCAUAUGAAGGGGACAUGCUGCGCGCUGACGGCUGCAGGCGACGCCAAGGCAACAGCUCCGUGACCCGGGAGGAGAGCAGCAGCAGCACCGACAGACAGCAGUGACACCGACAACCAGCUCCAGCAAGAACAGACGCUCAUCCUCCAGACUCUCUCCAUCUCUCUCUCUAGCAUGUGAGGUUGCUGUAGUCAGAUGUCCUCUUGAUAUGGAGGUCGUCAUGGAGAUGGAGAAGACAGGAUGGACACACAUAUUCAUCAACCAUGGGCAAAGGAGAGGAGCAGAGGGGAGAGAGAGAAGUAUUUGAGCUCUCCACUGCAGUAUUGAUGACCCAAUGAUCCCCUGCAGAACAGAGCCAGUCAGGCAGACAGAGUGAGGCUCAACUCUGAAUCAGAAUCAGAAUCAGCGCCACAACCGUUGGGUGAAAGCAACCAAUUGAGCGGGGUAUGAAUGGUCUUUGACUCUGCCUGUUGUUAGAGAAAGAGCUACAAAGAAGAAACACUCAUCUUCAUACAGCAGAAAACAUCUUUUUCCUCCCUCAGUACCAACAAGACUGUCCACUGAAUGAGCGGCUUGUCAGAUCGCCUCCAUUCAGGCCAAACUGGGGCUCCAGUGGGCUGUGGUGGGACUCAAGCAGAGGAAAAAGCGUGCGUGGGGGGGCUGGCGGGGCCUGCGCUCUGGACCAGGGAACCCGGGCUCCAGGAUGGGUCCCAGGAUCCCUCUAACGAUGGACUGGCACCGGUGACCUCCGACCACUUUCCCUCAUCUCAGUCCGCCCUGGCCAACGGCCUCCAUCUACAGAGGAGGCUGGGGCACAGCACCUGCCGGCGCAGGCAGACGGAGACUCACACCACAGCUGAGACGCUUAGAAACAUGCAAACGCACAUAGACCCAGAUGUGCGUGCACAAGCUGUUUCACAUAUGGAUAAUUGUGGACUCAUGGAUAUCAACCCACCUACAGGUUCUGUAGGGCCCGAACUCUCCAGAACUGUCACACCAGAGGCCAAACACACAACCUCACCUCAACCCCUGUCCUUGGCGCUUGGCAGUCAUCCUGCCUCCACCAAUCAGCGGGCAGCCCCGGUCCUCACCAGAGAGACAGACAAUCCUUCAACCUUUUGUCCAGUCCCUAUUGGUCCAAACCCAAACACAGGCUCCUCUCCUCUUCCCGUGGAGGCAGAGAAGAAGUACGCACUCCGCAGCUCUGGACGUCCCCGCUUCCCCUGUCACCUGCGCAAAUCCUCCCGCCUCCGCCGAGGCAUAGAGGAUGGGGAGAAGAGAGCAGGGAGGGACAGGGCAGGAGAGGAGGAGGACGAAGUACUGGAGGAGAAGAUCUGGAGGGUUAAAGAGGAGGAGGUGGCCGUCGGAGAGAAAAAAGAGCAUUCCGCUGUGGAGGCUGUUCUCCCAACGCCUCCCUGCCCUACAAACAUCGCUCUCGCUCUGACUGUACCCAAACCUGCUCCUAAAGCGGCACCUAAACCUGGGCCCAGACUUGGGCAUAAACCUGGACCUAAAUCCAGGUCUAGGCCCCCACCGAAAACUGUUCAUAAAGCAGCUCCUAAAAGUGUGAAACAGCGUCAGGCAGCUCAGUCCAUGGCUAAUCGUGCUACCGCUCAUCCCCCAUUUGCCAUCACAUCCACCAUCGCUGCACCUCUAACUGUGAAGCAGGAACCUGUUGCAGAGUUGGGGGUACCUCCUUCCAAUAACCGGAGACGUGGGCGUUUUGUAGGUGUGAGGAAGAUUGUCGUGAAGGUGGCUCGUAUUCCAGUCAGCCUUAGCCGUCGACAGAAGAGCUACAAGAUUUCCAAUAUGGAGACAGGGACAGAAAAAGGCCAUGAUGGUCUGGAGGGCUCAGAGGUAGUCCGAGAGCCGACUGCACUUCUCCGAAUGAAGAACAAUGGAAAGAGUGUUAUGGUGAUGUUCCCUCCUGGAGAACUACCUGUUAUUCUCAAACGCAGGCGGGGACGGCCACCUAAACAGGCUCUGCCGGGAAUACCGGGAGAGCUUCCAAAUGCUGGGAAUGCUGGUGGUACCGGAGACCCGCCCAAAAAGCCCCAGAGGCGGCGACGGACUAAACUCCCUUCUCCUUAUCCGUCCUAUGUCAAUGAUACUAAUGAUGUGAAAACAGAGUAUGGGGAUGUUCUGUCCAAACUGGCCUUUUUAAACCGCCAGCCCCCUGCCACUGGCCGCUGCUCUCCCCCACGCUGCUGGACGCCCAGUGAGCCAGAGAGCUUUCAUACCCCUUUGGAAAACCCUGGAAUAUCCACCCUGCUUCACCGGCUCACUGGGUAUAGACGCCCCCGAGGUGGCAGAGGAGGGGGUACUGGAAGAGGUGGAGGAGGAGCAGGGGGGGCUGGGGGCAGUGAGCGCAAUAAGAGCACCUUCAGUGACUUCUUUGAGUCCAUUGGCAAGAAGCAGAAACCAAGCCCCAUGUCUGAGCAUGGAUUACCAAGGAAAAGGGGAAAAGGUGCGGGCGGUAGGGGAGGGGGUGUCGUAGGAACUGAGCCUGGGGGAGAGAAAACAGUCAAGAAGAGACGUGUGAGAAAGAAUGGUGCAUUGAAAGGGGAGGGGGUGUCCAUGGGGCAGGAAUGGCCCAAUGGGGCAGGUGGCUGGGGGGAGGGGCGUAUGGACAAGGAGAAAGGUCUGGGUGGGUAUCAGCUCUGUGGAUCUCCAAGGGGAGGCUUUUCCUCCUGUGAUGUGGGAAGGGGAGGUGCUUACAGCAGUCCAGGAGGAAGCAGAGGGGCGGGGCCAGCCGGCGAGGACUCUCAAAGCCUGUUUGCUGGAUAUUUCCGGUCACUCCUCGACUCAGAUGAUUCGUCAGACCUGUUGGACAUCUCCUCCUCCUCGCAGUCAGACCCCCGGAAAGCCUCAUCCACCCCUGGUUAUGAACCAUCCAGUCCAGCUACUAGUCACAGCUGGUCCCCUGCAUACCCUAAGUGGAGCUCCAAGGGUGCAGGUUCUGGGGUGGAGGGUUCAUCCCAGACACAUUGCUCCUCAGCCAGGCCUCCAUACAGCUAUGGCAGCCUGGCCCAAACAUCCCCCACCACUUCUACCUAUCCCAAAUCCACUCCUCCAUCUCUCUCACACUCUCCUAGCUCCCCCCACCCCGCUUCCUUUGGCCACUACUCCUCUGGCUUCUCCUCCUCUUCUCCUGCGGUGCCACAGAGAUCCUCAGAUUGCAGCUUUGCGUACGGAUCAGGACACAGCAGUGGCAAGGCCACCGCUGUUGGUCAAAUGGGUUUUUCUAGCUACCAGGCAGCAGCCAAGCGAGGCUUUAGUGGAUAUCCUGCAGCAGGUCAUUCCUCCAUGGUGCGGGGGGAGUCAACAGGACCCACAUCACCAGGAGGAGGAUACAUGUCUGUGGCCAAAAGUAGCCCCUUCAGCUCCUCCUCCUCUCCAGAAGGGUUCAAACAGUACAACUCCAAUCCGUGGAGCUACAGACAAGGUUAUGGUGGUUGGCCAACCGACGGCUUUGGGCCUCAGUAUCACGGCUACAGUGAAUACGGCUCCAAUGAGUCCAAAGACAUCUUGGAUAUCUCAAACUACACGCCCCAGAAGGCCAAGCGACAACCUUUUCCUGAAAGCCUAUCAGAAUCCUCCUCUGACUCGUCACAUCUUGGCUCUGCAGCCACUGGUAGUGGACCCAGCUCCACAUGUGGCACGUACAAACUGAACGAGGUUGCUUCUGUCAGCGGAGAGGGGGGUCAAUCAAGUCUGUCCAGCCUGGAGAAGUUGAUGAUGGACUGGCAUGAGAGUGCUUCAGGGCCCUCGUACAACUGGAGCCAGAACGUCCUCUUCCAGGGCGGGGGAACCAGCAAACCCGGUCGCGGUCGAAGGAAACGGACUGAUCCACAACCAGAAAAAGAAGGAGGUUCUGCUCUACACUCUGAUUCCCCGUCCAGUCCCUCCCCAACGCCUACUCCUGGACCUAAGCGGGGAGGGGUUGGAGGACGGGGUAGAGGGUCGAGAGGAGGCAGAGGGGGUUUGUCUCCAUGUCAGAGAGAUCGGGGGCCAAAAGGCAGGGGCAAGGCUGCCUCUGCAUCUGGAGCGGGAGGAGCAGUGACUGCUGGAGGUCCAGAGGGGUCUGGGCUGUUCCAGGAGGGUCUGGAUUAUUACAGCGGAGACAGUAGUAGCCUCUCUCCUCUGGCCACGCCCAAUCCUGCACCAGCUUCCAGCUACCUCCAGGACCCCUGUGAGUACCCCUCCCCUUAUUCUGCCCACCCCUCCACACCGUCCUCUGAGGAGCGAUAUCCAGCCUUAUACCCUGGAGAGUCCUCCUGUCCCCUCUCACCCAGUGUCUCCUCUCCCCCUUACCCUCCCAAGCCCACCCCUCCUCCACCCCAGUCCUACCACCCUGUCCCCUCCAGGACAUUCUCCCCCUCCUGCUCUCCCUCGCCACGGAUAACACCCCUCUGCGCCACCGCGCUGAGUCCCUCGCAUCGCCCCCCUCCGAAAGACCCCCAGUUCUCCCAGUAUGACUCUCCCAGCUACUGCAGCUCCCCCUAUUGGUACGGACAGACAUCGCACAGCGGCAGCCCCAGCCCGCACUCUCACAGCACACACUCAAACACAGCCGUGCACACACACAGCAACCCGCACACGAGUCCUCAUGGAAACACACACGGUAAUCCGCUCGCUAGCCCGAAUGUGAACACACACAUGAACCCGACUCCCCACGACACACACCAUCACAACACGCAGUCCCACUCAAGCCUGAGCUCACACACCAACACCCAUCCCACUUCGCUCCUCCAGAGCAGCCCCCUGUCCCACUCAAACCCCCACACCAACAAUCAGCCCCACCACAACACACAUGCCAACUCUCACCUCUCCUCCCAUACACACUCCAGCCCCAGCACCAGCCUCCACUCCCACUCGACGCCUGUGCUUUAUGAGGAGUGCAGCCCUCCCUCCGCCGUGCCCCCCCACAAGCGGGAUCUGACCCCCCACAACAUGAGCACAGGCCACCGCCAGGGCCCCUUGCCUCUUUCCCCGUACCCCAAACCUCCCCUGGACUCCUCGCCCCAUCAGGACGACGCUGGUGGCUUCUCCUUGUCCCACCAGUCCUACCAGGGCAUGGGACACCGCUACCCCUCCCAGGCGGCUCAGGGUGGCGGGGUGCUUUGCCAGCUCCUGGACACAGCUAACGAUGACAGCUUCAGCGUCACCAGCCUGUAACAGCAGGUGCAUUCAAUCCAAGCUUUUACAGAUUUGCAAACGUUUUCUUUUUUUUGUUAAGGAGACUUCUUUGUGAGAGACUGACUGUGAAAUGAAGGGUGAGAAUUUAGCUGCCAGCUUUGGACAGUAAAGCUUUAAUUCUCCAGCAUUGACAAUCAAGAUCAACCGCAAUUUAAACACCCAAGCAUGCACACACACACUCACACACACACAAACACACACACAUACACACACAGACACGCAUGUGCAGAUGAAUUCACUACCUAAACAUGGACACAUAAACAUCAUACAUGUGUACACUCAAUCACACUCUAUGCUGGAAUGAGGGAACGGCUGAGAGGAGCUGACAGAUGAAUACCAGACGCUGAUGGACAGAGACAAACCUAUUUCCUCACCCCUUCAAGUCCUGCUGUGAUGCACAGAGGACUCCGUUUCCCGGAAGUCUGUAUCUCGCCAAAUCUUUCUGGUCCUGUUCUGUACAUCUGCAAUAUGGACGAUCUCUCUCUUUCUGUUUCUUUCCUCUGUCCUCUCUUAACCUCCCCCUCGUCUGCCGAACCAGCAUCUGCACUCGACCUACACUAACCCCGCAUUUCUGUCUUGUGCCCUAACGUGAACCGCAUCUGAGCCCAAAUUUUAAAUACCAUGAGCCUAGCAAAUCCCUCUCUGUGCACUCCUUGUGUCGUGUCCCAUAAGAGAAAAGUGGACUUAACCAGUUUCUGCUCUUGAAAUACCAGCAUCUGUACAUACAACUCCAGCUCCAAGCCAGAAGCCCCCUCUUCUCUGUGAGGGUCCGUCAUCAACAACAUGCCCUCCUCAGCGUUCUGCCAUGGUUUCUCUGCUCUGGGUGGGGGUGGGGGUGGGGGGGAUGGUGAUGGGGGGGAACUGCAGCAUGGAGACCCAACAUCCUGUGUUUUGCUGUUUUAACUACAAGGGAAAGAGACAUUGAAAUCACACAAUGGCCCCAAAGAGACUCUUGUUUUCUGUGUGCGAAUGUGAGACAGAGGAGGGCGUGUUUGCGUGACUGGCUGCAGUAAUGCAUGUAUUUGUGUGUGCAUUUAUGUUUGUGUGCGAGCGUGUGUGUGCGUGCCUGUGGGGUCAAAAGGAGUGAAGCUCCCCAGACACCAAACGUCUUGGCGGGGCCUCAUUCUUUCUUUCACUCUCUCCCUUCUUUUUUCUGUGGUCUUGUGUUGUUUGGUGGUUUUUGUGAUGAAAAAAAAUUGUAUAUCUGUCUGUUACAUAUCAUGUAUGUAUCUGAGGUGCAAAAUAUUUAAAUACACAUUCUGUUCUUGCCAUUGGUAA